Molecule: messenger RNA, 4699 nt
Organism: Haliotis rubra (blacklip abalone)
Lineage: Eukaryota; Metazoa; Mollusca; Gastropoda; Lepetellida; Haliotidae
Product: multiple epidermal growth factor-like domains protein 6
Exons: 36
Coding region: 116-4573 (1485 amino acids)
Molecular function (GO): scavenger receptor activity
Source: RefSeq, a predicted model, not a curated record
CACAUAUGAGGUGUGUGACAAAACCACUGGACACUGUGAGAGUGGUUGCCCCGAUGGAUACACUGGGACUGGCUGUCAGGAAACUUGUCCUGAGGGACGCUAUGGUUCUGGCUGCAUGGAGGCGUGUGGACAUUGUGCUGGAGGAGAUCAGCACUGUCACAGUGUGGAUGGGACUUGUACACAUGGCUGCCAGGGCUACUGGAGUGGAACAUUGUGUAAAGCGUGUAGUGCCUACAGGUUCGGUGACCUGUGUGACAGGAGGUGUAGAUGUAAGGACAGGCAUGAAGUGUGUGCCAAGAGGACAGGUCAGUGUCACACUGGAUGUGAAGACGGAUGGACAGGACUGGCCUGUUAUACACCGUGCCAGGACGGGACCUACGGCUUCAGCUGUACAGGCAGAUGUGGGAGGUGUCAGGGUGGACAGCCAUGUGACAAAAUAGGAGGAGAGUGUCAAACAUGUGCUGACGGAUUCAAGCCUCCGUUUUGUCAAGAGUGUGAGGACUACUUCUAUGGGGAGCAAUGCAGCUCUAGAUGUGGCCAUUGUCGUGACAACGCCACCUGCAACAACACGUCAGGCGAGUGCCCGGAUGGAUGUGAACCAGGAUGGCAAGGGAUGACGUGUGACCAAGAGUGCAGUGACUACAGGUUCGGUGACCAGUGUGACAUUGAGUGUAGAUGUAAGGACAGGCAGGAAGUGUGUGACAAGAGGACAGGUCAGUGUGACUCUGGAUGUGAAGACGGAUGGACAGGACUGGACUGUCAGACACCGUGCCAGGACGGGACCUACGGCUUCAACUGUACAGGCAGAUGUGGGAGGUGUCAGGGUGGACAGCCAUGUGACAAAAUAGGAGGAGAGUGUCAAACAUGUGCCCCCGGAUUCAAGCCACCGUUUUGUCAAGAGUGUGAGGACUACUUCUAUGGGGAGCAAUGCAGCUCUAGAUGUGGCCAUUGUCGUGACAACGCCACCUGCAACAACACGUCAGGCGAGUGCCCGGAUGGAUGUGAACCAGGAUGGCAAGGGAUGACGUGUGACCAAGAGUGCAGUGACUACAGGUUCGGUGACCAGUGUGACAUUGAGUGUAGAUGUAAGGACAGGCAGGAAGUGUGUGACAAGAGGACAGGUCAGUGUGACUCUGGAUGUGAAGACGGAUGGACAGGACUGGACUGUCAGACACCGUGCCAGGACGGGACCUACGGCUUCAACUGUACAGGCAGAUGUGGGAGGUGUCAGGGUGGACAGCCAUGUGACAAAAUAGGAGGAGAGUGUCAAACAUGUGCCCCCGGAUUCAAGCCACCGUUUUGUCAAGAGUGUGAGGACUACUUCUAUGGGGAGCAAUGCAGCUCUAGAUGUGGCCAUUGUCGUGACAACGCCACCUGCAACAACACGUCAGGCGAGUGCCCGGAUGGAUGUGAACCAGGAUGGCAAGGGAUGACGUGUGACCAAGAGUGCAGUGACUACAGGUUCGGUGACCAGUGUGACAUUGAGUGUAGAUGUAAGGACAGGCAGGAAGUGUGUGACAAGAGGACAGGUCAGUGUGACUCUGGAUGUGAAGACGGAUGGACAGGACUGGACUGUCAGACACCGUGCCAGGACGGGACCUACGGCUUCAACUGUACAGGCAGAUGUGGGAGGUGUCAGGGUGGACAGCCAUGUGACAAAAUAGGAGGAGAGUGUCAAACAUGUGCCCCGGAUUCAAGCCACCGUUUUGUCAAGAGUGUGAGGACUACUUCUAUGGGGAGCAAUGCAGCUCUAGAUGUGGCCAUUGUCGUGACAACGCCACCUGCAACAACACGUCAGGCGAGUGCCCGGAUGGAUGUGAACCAGGAUGGCAAGGGAUGCAGUGACUACAGGUUCGGUGACCAGUGUGACAUUGAGUGUAGAUGUAAGGACAGGCAGGAAGUGUGUGACAAGAGGACAGGUCAGUGUGACUCUGGAUGUGAAGACGGAUGGACAGGACUGGACUGUCAGACACCGUGCCAGGACGGGACCUACGGCUUCAACUGUACAGGCAGAUGUGGGAGGUGUCAGGGUGGACAGCCAUGUGACAAAAUAGGAGGAGAGUGUCAAACAUGUGCCCCCGGAUUCAAGCCACCGUUUUGUCAAGAGUGUGAGGACUACUUCUAUGGGGAGCAAUGCAGCUCUAGAUGUGGCCAUUGUCGUGACAACGCCACCUGCAACAACACGUCAGGCGAGUGCCCGGAUGGAUGUGAACCAGGAUGGCAAGGGAUGACGUGUGACCAAGAGUGCAGUGACUACAGGUUCGGUGACCAGUGUGACAUUGAGUGUAGAUGUAAGGACAGGCAGGAAGUGUGUGACAAGAGGACAGGUCAGUGUGACUCUGGAUGUGAAGACGGAUGGACAGGACUGGACUGUCAGACACCGUGCCAGGACGGGACCUACGGCUUCAACUGUACAGGCAGAUGUGGGAGGUGUCAGGGUGGACAGCCAUGUGACAAAAUAGGAGGAGAGUGUCAAACAUGUGCCCCGGAUUCAAGCCACCGUUUUGUCAAGUGUGAGGACUACUUCUAUGGGGAGCAAUGCAGCUCUAGAUGUGGCCAUUGUCGUGACAACGCCACCUGCAACAACACGUCAGGCGAGUGCCCGGAUGGAUGUGAACCAGGAUGGCAAGGGAUGACGUGUGACCAAGAGUGCAGUGACUACAGGUUCGGUGACCAGUGUGACAUUGAGUGUAGAUGUAAGGACAGGCAGGAAGUGUGUGACAAGAGGACAGGUCAGUGUGACUCUGGAUGUGAAGACGGAUGGACAGGACUGGACUGUCAGACACCGUGCCAGGACGGGACCUACGGCUUCAACUGUACAGGCAGAUGUGGGAGGUGUCAGGGUGGACAGCCAUGUGACAAAAUAGGAGGAGAGUGUCAAACAUGUGCCCCCGGAUUCAAGCCACCGUUUUGUCAAGAGUGUGAGGACUACUUCUAUGGGGAGCAAUGCAGCUCUAGAUGUGGCCAUUGUCGUGACAACGCCACCUGCAACAACACGUCAGGCGAGUGCCCGGAUGGAUGUGAACCAGGAUGGCAAGGGAUGACGUGUGACCAAGAGUGCAGUGACUACAGGUUCGGUGACCAGUGUGACAUUGAGUGUAGAUGUAAGGACAGGCAGGAAGUGUGUGACAAGAGGACAGGUCAGUGUGACUCUGGAUGUGAAGACGGAUGGACAGGACUGGACUGUCAGACACCGUGCCAGGACGGGACCUACGGCUUCAACUGUACAGGCAGAUGUGGGAGGUGUCAGGGUGGACAGCCAUGUGACAAAAUAGGAGGAGAGUGUCAAACAUGUGCCCCGGAUUCAAGCCACCGUUUUGUCAAGAGUGUGAGGACUACUUCUAUUGGGAGCAAUGCAGCUCUAGAUGUGGCCAUUGUCGUGACAACGCCACCUGCAACAACACGUCAGGCGAGUGCCCGGAUGGAUGUGAACCAGGAUGAGUGCAGUGACUACAGGUUCGGUGACCAGUGUGACAUUGAGUGUAGAUGUAAGGACAGGCAGGAAGUGUGUGACAAGAGGACAGGUCAGUGUGACUCUGGAUGUGAAGACGGAUGGACAGGACUGGACUGUCAGACACGUGAGAGGAGAGUGUCAAACAUGUGCCCCGGAUUCAAGCCACCGUUUUGUCAAGAGUGUGAGGACUACUUCUAUGGGGAACAAUGCAGCUCUAGAUGUGGCCAUUGUCGUGACAACGCCACCUGCAACAACACGUCAGGCGAGUGCCCGGAUGGAUGUGAACCAGGAUGGCAAGGGAUGACGUGUGACCAAGAGUGCAGUGACUACAGGUUCGGUGACCAGUGUGACAUUGAGUGUAGAUGUAAGGACAGGCAGGAAGUGUGUGACAAGAGGACAGGUCAGUGUGACUCUGGAUGUGAAGACGGAUGGACAGGACUGGACUGUCAGACACCGUGCCAGGACGGGACCUACGGCUUCAACUGUACAGGCAGAUGUGGGAGGUGUCAGGGUGGACAGCCAUGUGACAAAAUAGGAGGAGAGUGUCAAACAUGUGCCCCCGGAUUCAAGCCACCGUUUUGUCAAGAGUGUGAGGACUACUUCUAUGGGGAGCAAUGCAGCUCUAGAUGUGGCCAUUGUCGUGACAACGCCACCUGCAACAACACGUCAGGCGAGUGCCCGGAUGGAUGUGAACCAGGAUGGCAAGGGAUGACGUGUGACCAAGAGUGCAGUGACUACAGGUUCGGUGACCAGUGUGACAUUGAGUGUAGAUGUAAGGACAGGCAGGAAGUGUGUGACAAGAGGACAGGUCAGUGUGACUCUGGAUGUGAAGACGGAUGGACAGGACUGGACUGUCAGACACCGUGCCAGGACGGGACCUACGGCUUCAACUGUACAGGCAGAUGUGGGAGGUGUCAGGGUGGACAGCCAUGUGACAAAAUAGGAGGAGAGUGUCAAACAUGUGCCCCGGAUUCAAGCCACCGUUUUGUCAAGAGUGUGAGGACUACUUCUAUGGGGAGCAAUGCAGCUCUAGAUGUGGCCAUUGUCGUGACAACGCCACCUGCAACAACACGUCAGGCGAGUGCCCGGAUGGAUGUGAACCAGGAUGGCAAGGGAUGACGUGUGACCAAGAGUGCAGUGACUACAGGUUCGGUGACCAGUGUGACAUUGAGUGUAGAUGUAAGGACAGGCAGGAAGUGUGUGACAAGAGGACAGGUCAGUGUGACUCUGGAUGUGAAGACGGAU